Molecule: messenger RNA, 2378 nt
Organism: Sitophilus oryzae (rice weevil)
Lineage: Eukaryota; Metazoa; Arthropoda; Insecta; Coleoptera; Curculionidae
Gene: Duba
Product: OTU domain-containing protein 5-B
Exons: 9
Coding region: 129-1766 (545 amino acids)
Biological process (GO): protein deubiquitination
Molecular function (GO): K63-linked deubiquitinase activity; cysteine-type deubiquitinase activity
Source: RefSeq, a predicted model, not a curated record
AGUCCUGACAGAUGCCUGACAGUAGCAGGGUCGCAGAAUCAGAAUAGGUAGCUGACAAUAGUUUUUGUGAAUUUUUUGGUAAAAAUCAUCUAUUUUCUGCAUAGAAACUUUCCUAUUAUAGAAAAAACAUGACUAUUUUACCAACUAUUCGCAAAACCAAUACGGGUGCAGAAGAAAAUAAGGAAACUAAUCAGCAAAAUGGAGCAGCAGAAAGAACUAACAGAAGAAAUGAUAUUAACUCUAUGCAAAUAUCAUCUCUUUCUGAAAAUAGCUCGAAUUCACGUCGAUCCCCCUUUCCAUUUAAAACUGAUAGAAAGGAUAGGCUAAGGAAGAGGUUUAAAGAACCAGACAGGACUCGUGAUAGGGAAAGAGAAAGAGAACAAAAACGUGAUAUUCGCCGUGAACAAAAACGGGAUAGGAUUGCAAUAGCCAAAAGAGAAAUUUCCAAUGAACCAUUACUGGACAGCAACACUGAUAAUGUUGAACAGACAGUCGAACCUACGUGCAAUAGUAAUAAAAAUAUUAAAGUUGAAGUCAAAGAGGAUGCAACUGGCUUUAAUAGUGAAGAUGAAUAUGAUGAUAAUAGUGUUAAAGACAGAGUUCUAACAGAUGAAGAAUGGCAAAAGAGAGAUGAAUUUUUUUCACGCUGUAUGUCCACUUUGGGUUAUGAAAUUAAGCAGAUGAAUGAAGACGGAGCAUGUCUUUUUCGGUCUAUUGCCGACCAAGUUUAUGGAGAUCAAGAAUUUCAUUUCCAAGUUAGACAGGAUUGUAUGAAUUAUAUUGUCCAAAACCGGGAUUACUUUGAACCGUAUGUAACUGAAGACUUUGAUAAAUAUAUUGCUAGGAAACGAACCUGGCAUGUACAUGGGAACCAUUUAGAAAUCCAGGCACUGAGUGAGCUGUAUAAUAGAACUAUUGAAGUGUACUGUUAUCAAAUUGAACCGAUCAAUAUAUUUAACUGCUCCACAAGAAUCCUCAACACUUAUGAACCUAUCCGACUUUCUUAUCACAGAAUGUGCCAUUAUAAUUCUAUUAGCAAUCCAAGUAAGCCUUCUGUAGGUGUAGGUCUAGGACUACCAAAUUAUCACCCGACUGACAUUGAUAGACGGAGACUUCAUGAUGCUGUUAGAGCUAGCGAGCAAUUACUUAUUGAACAGACUAUGCUGGAAGAUAAACUUAAGGCUACAGAUUGGGAGGCAACCAACGAGGCUAUAGAAGAGCAAGUGGCUCGCGAAUCGUACAUUCAAUAUUUCCGAGACACGGAGAAGCGAUUGAAAGACCAAGGACACCCACUGGCCAGCGGCAGCAGCUCAACCAUCACUUCUUCUAUGGUGUCCAGUCCAAGAACGUCGCGUCGGGGAUCCGUUUCUCCUAAAGGAUGUCAAUCACCCAAAGGAUGUGCCUCACCUAAAAAUAUGUCGCCUCUGGCAAGUCCCCGAACGAACUUCCCGGGAAAUUCGGUGUCAGAUGGCAGUGAAAAUGUGCCUCCUACGUACGUUCCUACUAAAGAAGAGGAAGCCUUUGCAAAAAGAGUUUAUAACUCGCCUAGAAGAAUUGUAGAACAAUCAGAUUCUAGUUUUGAUAAUGAGAAUUUCAGUAAAGAAGAAGCUGGUCCUUCUUCUAUGAUUGACAAUGCUAGUUUUGAAGACUUUGAUCAAGAAAUAAUGGCCCAAGUGAUGGCGGAGUCUCAACAAACUUACUUGGACGAGCUUAAAAGCAAAUCGAGAAAGAGACACGGGUCCCCUGGGCCAUCUACUUCUUCAUAAGCAAAAAAAUUAGAUUUAAAUUAAACUACAGUCUUUCUAAUACAUAAGGAAAACAAUAUGUUUUUGUUUAAUUUGUUUUGUCUUUUGCUACGCACAACUGAAUGCACAUUUACUUGUAAUUUUUUUUUAUAGGAGUUGGAUGUAUUAGAAAGAGUGUAGACCUUAACAUAAUGUAUUUUUCUUUACAAGUUUUUAUAAUAUGCAGUUUAUCAAUUUUAACACAGGCAUUUUGUUGUAUUUUUGUUUUUUAAUGGGGGUUUACCAAAAAAAUGUACAUUUGUAGCCGCUAUUAUUUAAAUUUUCCUGUUAUUUUUUAAACACAACAAUAUAUUUAUGGGUACUUAUAGGAAAACUUAAAUAAUUAUAAAAAAAAUUAAUUUCAUGCCAACGGUUUAUUUUCGCGAAAGAGAAAUAUUCUUAAAAUUAUUUUAAGAAGCCAUUUGCAGUUUUAAGUAAUUUGUGAUAUAUAUAAAAAUAAUUUUAUUUUGAGAAAUUUGUCUUAGUUUAGAUUUACUUUAUAUAAUAUUUAAGUUUUUAUUAAGGUAUUUUUUGUUACACCAGACAUAAUGUAAUAAUAAUUUUCAUCAGUAAUAGACAAGCAUAUACAUACAU